UGUUUACAUCCCAUUCUCCCCCAGCCAUGCUCACCAAUACGGCAUUUUGAAGACCCUCAUCCCACUUUUUCUCAUGAAUUUGCCAGGUUUCACUUGUGGAUUGCAUGGGGACAACAAAGAGGAAUAUCAUUUCCUGAGUGGGAUAUAACAUCACCUGGGUGAAACCAUCCUAAUAAGAUUAAACAAACAAAAUCAAAGGACAAUCGGAACUAAAACAAACCUACACAAUGGCUCAGGCAACUAAAGGUGUAGAAGUAAAGCCUAUUCGUCCCACCACUGCAGAUGCUCCAGUAAGGCCAGUUCCUCCAGACUCUCUCACAGCCAGAAGCCAUGGAUUUCUUGGAGUCUUGAAUCGUCCUGCUCAGUGGCUGGUCAUCAUCACACUUCUGGUCUCAUGGUCAGUCGCUGGUGUUGUCAUGUUUGAUUUUGUGAGUGACGAUCAGCUUGCAAGCUUCCAGGAUUUUGCCUCAGAUCCAAUGUUAGCAGUGGACAAGGCCAUUGAAGGCAUUGACAAUGGGAUAAACCAUGUGAACAAUUUCUUUACUAAUAUUUAUGAGACCAUCACUGAAGUGAUCUUUAAUCCGCUGGACGCUGUUAAUUUAGCAGUGGCUUAUUUGUCAGAAUUAUUUAGUGCUGGUGGGAUCACUGAAACAGUAAAACUUGGUGGUGCAGUAUUAGAUGACAUCACAGAAUGGAUUAGAUUCCCAGUGGGCUAUUUAUUCCACCUAUUUGAAGAUAUCUUGGAAAUAGCAAUCAUUAAUCCAGCGGAAAUGGUCAGUGAAGCAGUUGUGCAAAUUUUAAGCUGGAUCAAGGCCAUUGUACAAUAUCUUUCAACAAUGUGGCAAGGCACUGAAGGGGAUACACAGGGGAUCACUGAAACAGUGAAACUUGGUGGUGCAGUAUUAGAUGGCAUCACAGAAUGGAUUAGAUACCCAGUGGGUUACUUGUUCCACCUGUUUGAAGACAUCCUAGAUGUAGCGAUCAUUAAUCCAGCGGAAAUGGCCAGUGAAGCAGUUGUGCAAAUUUUAAGCUGGAUCAAGGCCAUUUUAAUCUAUUUUUCAACCAUGUUCGGGGGCAUUAAAGCUUUGAUCCCCAAGAUGAGCAUUAAUCCAAUGGAAUUGGCCAGCAAUGUUGUGGAAGAGACUACAGACCUGAAGAACUCUGUCUCUAAUUACCUAUCCAACCUGUUUGCAGGGAGUGAAGGUGAUAUUCCUGACAUUAGCUUUGAUCCCAUAAAAUUCGUCACAGACACUGUUGAAGAAUUUACUGACAGGAGGGACACGUUUUUGGCCUAUCUCUCAAAUAUGCUCAUAGAGUACAAAGAUGACACGCCACAAGUGAUUAGAAGAAAAGUAGAAUUUCUGCCCCCUAUGGAAAAAGUUCUUGAUCAAGUGAAAGAUGCCAAAGAGAAAAAAGCUAGAGAGGAGAUUUACAAAAUCAUUCAAGACAUGAGAGGUAAGAAGGCCGAAAGAGAAGAGGAGGAAAUAAUACUGCAAAAAACAAAUAGAACAGUAGAAAAAGCAAAGAAAAAAGGAAAAGCUAAACCUGAUGAAAAGGUGAUAGAAAAAGUUAAAAGAAAAGAGAAACCCAAAAAGGACAAGACUCCAGAACCAACAGAAGCUAAGAAAAAGGUUAAACCAGCAAAGAAAGAACCUGCAAAAGAAAAAGUGAAACCUGUGGACAUUCCUAAAGAUGAUGUUACCAAGAAGGUAGCCAAAGCCAAAGAUAUUGAGAUUGACAAGAUAAAAGCCAAACCUGCACCUGUAAAGAAAGACCCUAAAGUUCCAAAAGAAAAGGCCAAACCAGCUCAUUUUAAGAAAGAGGCUAAAGUUGUCAAGGAGAAACCUAAACCACUUCCAGCAAAGAAAGAAACUGAAGAUAUCAAGAAAAAGGCUAAACCAUCUCCAAAAGAAAAAGUUGCUGUGGCCGUCAAAGAAAAAGCUGAGCCAGUUGUGAAAAAGAAAGGUGAAGCUGCAAAAGAAAAAGCUAAACCUGUGAAGAAAGAAGCUAAAGUUGCUCAGGAGAAGGUAAAACCAGCUCCCAUAAAGAAAGAGCCUGAGGUUUCCAAAGAGAAGGCCAAACCAGCACCAUCAAAGAAAGAUGCUGAGAAAAUUAAAGAGAAAACAAAACUAUCACCAGGAAAGAAAGAGAAUGAAGCCCCCAAGGAGAAAGCUAAAUCAGCACCUGUAAAAAAAGAGCUGGAAGAGAGACCAAAAACAGCUCCUGUGAAAAAAGAGCCUGAAGUUGCUAAAGAGAAAGUCAAACCACGACCUUCAAAGAAAGAUACUGGAGAUUCUAAGAAGAAAGUAAAACCAGCCCCAGCUAAGAAAGAGGUUUCAAAGGAAAAGGCGAAGUCAGAACCCUCAAAGAAAGAUGCUGAAGCUGUAGAAGAGAAAGCAAAACCAGCACCAGCUAAAAAAGAAUCUGAAAUUACAAAAGAGAAGGAAAAACAUGUACCUUCCAAAAAAGAGGCAGAAGUUAAGGAGAAAGAUCAGCCUGUUGCUGUUAAGAAAGGCAUGAACAAAUUCAUUCAAGAACCUGCUGUUGCAGUAGAAAAGGCAAAACCUUCUCCAAAGAAAGAGCCAGAAGUUACCAAAGAGAAACCAGCACCUUCAAAGAAAGAGCAUGAGAUAACCAUAGAAAAAUCCAAGCCACCAAAGAGAGAGGCUGAAGUCUUUAAAGAGAAAGCUAAACCAGCCUCUGAGCAGAAAGAGGUUGAAGUCAUUAAGGAGAAAGCUAAACCCGCUCUUGUAAAGAAAGAGGCUGAAGUUGUUAAGGAAAAAGCCAAAGCCCCCGAGAAGAAAGAGGCUGAAGUCAUCAAGGAGAAAGUUAAACCAGCUUCUGUAAAGAAAGAGCCUGAAGUUGCUAAAGAAAAGACACCUGAACCAACACUGCAAAAAGUUGAGCUUCCAAAGGAAAAAGCAAAACCAGUCCCUGUAAAGGAAGAACCUGAGAUUACCAAAGAGAAACCAAAGCCAGCACCAAAGAAAGAGAUUGAAGCCAAAGAGAAAGCUAAACCAGCCCCUAAGAAAGAGGCUGAAGUCAUCAAGGAGAAAGUUAAACCAGCCCCUGAGAAAAAAGAGCCUGAGGUCAUCAAAGGGAAAGCUAAACCAGCCCCUAAGAAAAAAGAGGCUGAAGUCAUCAAGGAGAAAGUUAAAGCAGCUCCUGUAAAGAAAGUUGAGGUUCAAAAGGAAAAGGCAAAACCAGUCCCUGAAAAGGAAGAACCUAAGAUAACAAAAGAAAAGCCAAAGCCAUCACUUAAGAAAGUUGAAGUCAUCAAAGAGAAAGCUAAACCACCCCCAAAGAAGAAAGAGGCUGAAGUGUUUAAGGAAAAAGCUAAACCAGCCCCUGAGAAGAAAAAGGCUGAUGUAAUCAAAGAGAAAGCUAAACCAGCUCCUGUAAAGAAAGAGCUUAAAGUUGCUAAAGAAAAGGCACCUAAACCAACACCAGAAAGAGAGCCUGAAGUCAUCAAAGAGAAAGCUAAACCAGCAUUUAAGAAGAAAGUCGAGGUACCAAAGGAAAAGGCAAAACCAAUCCCGGUAGAAGGAGAAUCUGAGAUAACCAAAGAAAAGGCCAAGCCAGCACCAAAGAAAGAGGCUGAAGUCAUCACAGAGAAAAUGAAACCGGCCCCUGGGAAGAAAGAGGCUGAAGUCAUCAAGGAGAAAGUUAAACAAAUUCCUGUAAGGAAAGAGCCUGACAUUACCAAAGAGAAAGCAAAACCUGCCUCUAAGAAGAAAGAGGCUGAACUCAUCAAGGAGAAAGUUAAACCAGUUCCUGUAAAGAAAGGGCCUGAAGUUCCUAAAGAAAAGGCACCUGAACCAACACCAAAACCUGCAAAGAAAGAUGCUGAAGUUGUCAAAGAUAAAGCUAAACCAGCCUCUUUGAAGAAAGAGGCUGAAGUCCUCAAGGAGGAAAUUAAACUAGCCCCUGUAAAGAAAGAGGCUGAAGUCAAGGAGAAAGCUAAACCAGCUCUUGUAAAAAAAGAGCCUGAAGUUGCUAAAGAUAAAGCACCUGAGCCAACACUAAAACCUACAAAGAAAGAGGCUGAAGCCAAGGAGAAAGCUAAACCAGCUCCUGUAAAAAAAGAGCCCGAAGUUGCCAAAGAAAAGGCACCUGAAACAACACCAAAAAGAGUGGCUGAAGUCAUCAAGGAGAAAGUUAAAACAGCUCCUGUAAAGAAAGAGCCUGAAGUUGCUAAAGGAAAGGCAACAGAACCAACAUCAGAACCUGCAAAGCAAGAAACUGAAAUAACCAAGGAAAAUACCAAGCCAGCACCAAAGAAAGAUGACGUUGCACCCAUCGGUCUGAACAUGGAGCUCCUGAACUCCAUCAAUCAAAAACUGUCUCUUCUGGAUAUAAUGCGGAAGGACAUUGGUGAAAUGAAAAGUGACCUGGAGUCCACGCAAGAUCAAAUUACUCUUUUAAGGAAGGACAACAGAACAAUCAAAGAGCCUGACACUGUCAACGUUAAACUAAAGCCAACUCCAACUGUCUCCAGUGAAAAAGCAAAAACAGAACGUGACGCCCUGAAAAACAUCACUAAACAAGCACCUGCAAAGAAAGAAAAAGAGGCUCUGAAAGCCAAGAUCAAACCAGAGCCCAAAAAGAAAGAAAUUCCUCAUGAAAAGGUCAAAGAAGUAAAGAAACCUUUACAGCAAGAAUCUGAGGAGGUCAUAGUAAAAGUAGAAGAACCUGAUGUCACCAAAGAUAUUCCAGAAAUAGAGGAGGAGGACAUGCCCUACUUUCAGUGCUUCUAUGUGGAUGAGGAUGAUACUCAGUAUCCGUUCUUACCAUUUUCACCACCGGUGUUGUGAGCCAAGCCAUGGUCUGAAGGUAAACAGCAUGGCGAAGCUGAUGGAAUAAAGAUCCCUGAAGGAUGAGGCACCUGUCGCUGUGAUGCAAGAGGUACAUACUGUAGUUGGUCCUAAAAAUCACACCAAGUAGGACUCAGAAAUGUUGAUUUAAGUUAUUUCAUGGAUGAGCUUUAAAAACUGGAAAACUUCAUUCUUAAAAUUUUGUUGGUCCUUGUCUUUUUUAUUUUGGGAUUCAGAGCGUUUUAAUGGACAGUGGUUGCAAGUUUUGCUAUAAUGUUUCAUAUUGUCUUAAGGCAAUCCGUCUUUUAAUUGAUACCAUAGAUCUGCCUUUUAUUUCAGGUUUCAGAAUAAUAUAAUUUUAUUCAUGCUUGUGUGAUUUAUUUAUUUAUGCUUGUGUGAUUUUAUUUAUGUAUGUGUCAAAGAAGGAACAUGAGUACUGUUUUUCCCAGAAAGCACUGACAGGAAGUAACGAAACAACUUCUGAUCAUUGCAGUGGGGUUAAAGAUAAGAUAAUAAGAUUAUACAAUCAUAUGUAAUACAUCAAAUGAUUUUACAUUACCUCAUUUUGAUGGGGUGCUAAUUAAAAGCAUUCCUAUCUUUACUGUCAGAAUGGGGUUUGAAAGUUUGUUUUGACUUACACAACUGAAAUGGAACUUACUAUGUAAUAGAGGAUAUAAUAGAUCAAGUAAUAUAUAAAUGUCUACUUAUUUUGGUAGUACAGUUUACAGAACUAACAGAAGGGCUUAGAACAACACGCCCAUUUCUUCAAGAUGUAUGGAUAAUGUUAUAUUUAUUACUUUUAUUUAGUUUAGUUUUUUUAUUAGUAGUAUUUAGGUUUUUUAUUUUACAGAUGUCAUUUGUUUAGUAAGAUGUUAUAAAUCUAUACUUCACAGAGGAAACACAAGUAUGUUUUGUGCAGUGCUCUCCAUAAAAUGAUACACUGGAAUUUGCAUAGAAAUAUAGAAUUAAUCUGUUGGUGUUAAAUCCAGAGAGAUGAGUUAAAACAUGAUGCUGUUAAGAACUGCACUUUCGUGCUCUUUUUAUUUUCAGAAUUGAGAGCCAUUGAAAGAUACCAGUUGAAAAGACACAAAGCUGUUCAAAACACUGACCGUUUUCUUCCAAGCGAAUGUAUUUUUACCUUGCAAAAAGUACAGUUUUUACUUGUGGCAUAAGAUUUUUAAUAUUUACAUUUCUCCACAUAAUAUAUAAGGUUUAUGUAACAUUUUACCUAUAAAAUGUGGAUAUGUUUUUGCACCCGGCUAUUACAUGGGUAAAACUACCUGAUGAAGAUGUGCCAAUUAAAUGGCAUACAGACAUUUAUAAGUAUAUUGUGCUAUAAAAUUGUCUAUAAUGCACAUUUUACACAUACAGAAAACUUUUACAUUAUGAGACUAGAUUAUGUGCCAGAUUAAAUGUUUUGCAUGUAUUAUUGUGUGUAUUUUUCAGUGUGUGUACAGGAACAAUUUUAGUGUCUCUCUGCAGGAGUUUAGCACGUUGCUCCAUAGAGGAUAAGCUCAUGCAUGUGCAAAGAUCAUCAAAUGUAGCCAUCAUAUGCACUGUAACGUCACCUGUUCAAAUACAUACUAUAUCAAUAAUGAAGUGUUGUACCAAAAUAAAAUAGGUCUUUUUUGGACAGAUUAGUUCUUAAUUUGACCUUGAUACACUAUACAUGUGCAUGCACGUUCUGAUGUAAAUCUGUUUAAUAAAAUGAAGAAUAACUCCACACAUAGCUUAUUUUUAAUAGUAACUGGAUUUAUUGAUUGGAAUUGUUUGUUAGAUUUGCAUAGAAUUAAUAUAUAUAUAU
Messenger RNA from Myxocyprinus asiaticus (Chinese sucker), 6618 nucleotides. Its product is annotated as titin-like. Lineage: Eukaryota; Metazoa; Chordata; Actinopteri; Cypriniformes; Catostomidae. Gene Ontology annotation, cellular component: sarcoplasmic reticulum; membrane. The record is from RefSeq and is a predicted model, not a curated record. Bases 228 to 4814 code for a protein of 1528 amino acids. The transcript has 79 exons. Gene Ontology annotation, molecular function: signaling receptor binding.